AUGUCAGAUAAGCACUUUCCCUGCGUUAUCGUCCCUGGGAGGCUUGGAGUGCUGGAAUUGCAGCAGGAACGGCCAAUGCUUUUGCAAGCCAUGCUGGUUAUAGCAUCGUGGCAAAACAAACCCCAACAGAUUGCUCUAGAGAGGUUUUAUGUGAAGGAACUAGGGCUGAGGUUCUUCAAUGGCGAACGUAGCUUGGACAUACUCCAGGGGCUAUUAGCAUAUCUUGCAUGGUAUCAUUUCAACGUGACUGAGUCUGGGCAAUACCAUGCAUAUCGGUUGGCUUCAUUGUGUGUGACAAUGAUCGUAGAUCUUGGGUUCAACAAGAAGCCUCCGCAAGGAACAACACAGCACGAUCUCAUCCUCAACUCUCAACCAGCACCGGAACAUAUAACAACUCGCAAACACGAAUUUUGGAGUCAUGAGGCGAGACGGGUCUUAAUCGGGGCCUACAUCCAGUCAACACUGUGUGCACUCAUGUGCCGAAAACAAUCACCAAUUGCGUAUUCCACAUAUAUGGAGCAAUGUGCAUUCUCCCUCCAAGAGGAUAGCGAGGUGGAAACCGACAAGACGCUGAUACACUUCAUUAAGCUGUUGCGAAUUAUGAAUGAAGUUUAUAGCGUCUUUGAAUAUGGUGACCCUGACCAUAGUCUUUCCAUGGGUGAUGAUAAAGUUCAAAUGGUCGUGAAAGCUCUCGGAGGCCAACUCCAUUCGUGGCGGGAAAGCCUUCCACCUGGACUAUCCGAACAUGCGCAACUUAAUACGUGGGGUGACUUGGCUGGGGCAUACGCCCACGAGAUUGGGCUUCAUGGAAAUCUUCGGAGCCACCCCUUUUCUGCGAUCCGGGUGAGCAUUAUGUUCGAUUGCCUGGCACACGUGGAGAACUACAUGAAACGUGCCUUGGCGAUCUCAGCGGACAAUAUGCAAAUAUGGACUGCCUUUGACUGGCGACAGCUUACAUAUACGAUCAUGCUGGCAAGCAAAAUUUCGGUAUCAAUCGAUGUGAUUUCCUCCGAUAAAGAAUCCACAGCACGCAUUGCUCGGUUGGAUUCUUACCUCGGCGUGGUAUAUACACGAACGCAGGAACUGUUCUCCAUGACCAGCACACCGCAAGGUCAGACGCAUUACUUCCAUAGGUUGUUAAAUCAGUGGAAAGGUAUCCGGAGUUGGUACCAGACAGUACUUCAGAAGAGAAACGUCACCCACUUCAACGAGCAAUCCAGCCGAUCCAUCAGCGAUCCAUCGGUUCAGACCUCUCACGAUACUUCAAACCAAAUCCAAGCAACUCCUUUCCGACCCCCGCAGACUUUGGAUUCUUGGCCUGAUGAUAACUUUGGAUUAUUACCAAUAUCGACAGCUGACUUCAUGAUGCUUGAAUCUCUCGAAUACCCAUAG
Molecule: messenger RNA, 1392 nt
Organism: Penicillium concentricum
Lineage: Eukaryota; Fungi; Ascomycota; Eurotiomycetes; Eurotiales; Aspergillaceae
Product: fungal specific transcription factor domain-containing protein
Exons: 4
Coding region: 1-1392 (463 amino acids)
Biological process (GO): DNA-templated transcription; regulation of DNA-templated transcription
Cellular component (GO): nucleus
Molecular function (GO): zinc ion binding; DNA-binding transcription factor activity, RNA polymerase II-specific; transcription cis-regulatory region binding
Source: RefSeq, a predicted model, not a curated record